Solanum verrucosum is the source of this 1140-nucleotide messenger RNA. Its product is annotated as WAT1-related protein At4g19185-like. NCBI's taxonomy places the organism in Eukaryota, Viridiplantae, Streptophyta, Magnoliopsida, Solanales, Solanaceae. The coding region runs from base 16 to 1140 and encodes 374 amino acids. The record is from RefSeq and is a predicted model, not a curated record. Gene Ontology annotation, molecular function: transmembrane transporter activity. The transcript is spliced from 7 exons. Gene Ontology annotation, cellular component: plasma membrane.
GUGGAUGAAAGAAAAAUGGCAGGUGGUGAUGUAUGGAAAGCCCAUGGUGCAAUGGUUUUGGUACAACUUGUCAUUGGUGUUUACCAUGUGAUUACUAAGGUGGCUCUGGAUUUGGGCAUAAAUGAAAUUGUCUUCUGUUUGUAUAGAGAUCUUAUUGCUAUAUCUAUUCUUGCCCCAAUUGCCUAUUUCCAUGAAAAGAGGUGGAUGCCUCCUCUGAGUAAACGGCUAGUACUGUCAUUCUUCAUUUUAGGAUUAACUGGUAUUUUCGGUAACCAACUAUUGUUUCUUGUUGGUCUUGGCAACACAAAUCCGACUUAUGCUGCUGCGUUUCAACCUUCAAUACCAGUCUUCACGUUCAUACUUGCUGUACUCACGGGUACAGAAACUACGAAACUUCUUACUGUGGAAGGUCAGACAAAAGUUGGAGGUACCAUCGUUUGUGUUUCUGGGGCUUUUCUAAUGGUUGUAUUCCGUGGUCCAAUGGUGUUUGGAGACGGCACAUCAGAUUUCACAGCACAAAUUGAGAUAAGUGCUAAGGGUCAAUCAGAGCCUGCUGGAUGGCUACUGUCUAGUUUUCUGGUACUUGAUAAUUGGCACCUCGGCGUCUUAUGCUUAAUAAUGAACUGUAUGUGUGUAGCAGCAUACUUAGCUCUUCAGGCUCCAGUUUUGAUAGAAUACCCGGCAAGCAUAUCAUUGACAGCAUAUUCUUACUCUUUUGGCGUUGUAUUAAUGAUAGGGACAUCAUUCUUUAUGACCAAUGGAUCAACAAGUUGGUAUUUAACACCAUCUGAAGUUGUGGCAGUGUGCUAUGCUGGAAUUGUUACAUCAGGGCUGAACUACGGACUUAUGACAUGGUGCAAUAAGGUUAUUGGCCCUGCUUUAGUUUCUCUAUACAGUCCGCUUCAAGCUGUUGCAACAGCAAUUCUGUCUAGUAUUUUUCUUGGAAGCGAUAUUUAUCUGGGAAGCAUUUUGGGAGGAGUUCUCAUUAUAGCUGGGCUUUAUUUAGUAACUUGGGCAUCUUACAGAGAGAUGCUGGCAGCCAAGGGAACUGUUCUGACGGAUCCCCUAAUUCCACAUCAGAUCAUAGGACACAUUUCCUCUGUUCCUUCUUCUUCUUCGAUGCCAAAGAUCAAUGACUAG